Molecule: messenger RNA, 1438 nt
Organism: Pollicipes pollicipes
Lineage: Eukaryota; Metazoa; Arthropoda; Thecostraca; Pollicipedomorpha; Pollicipedidae
Product: zinc finger protein 384
Exons: 7
Coding region: 29-1438 (469 amino acids)
Biological process (GO): regulation of transcription by RNA polymerase II
Cellular component (GO): nucleus
Molecular function (GO): DNA-binding transcription activator activity, RNA polymerase II-specific; RNA polymerase II cis-regulatory region sequence-specific DNA binding
Source: RefSeq, a predicted model, not a curated record
CGCGCCGCCGGCCGCCGCCAGCGCCGCCAUGGCCAUGUACCCGGUGCAGGACUUCGCGGCGCCGCCCAACAUGGAGAUGUCGCAGUAUCAGUACUUCCCGUACCGGCCGCGGCCCGAGCAACAGAUCUUCAUGCACAAGUCGGCGAUGCAGCUGCACGCGCGCGAGAUGCACCGUAGCGAGGUGAAGCCGCACCAGUGCCAGCAGUGCCUCAAGUCCUUCUCCUCCAAUCACCAGCUGGUGCAACACAUCCGAGUUCACACCGGCGAAAAGCCGUACAAGUGCUCCUACUGCGACCGCCGCUUCAAGCAGCUCAGCCACGUGCAGCAACACACGCGGCUUCAUACAGGUGAGCGGCCAUACAAGUGUCACUACCCCGAGUGCGGCCGCGCCUUCAUCCAGCUGUCGAACCUGCAGCAGCACCUGCGAAACCAUGACACACAGAUCGAACGCAUGAAGAACCGGCCCUUCCACUGCCAGAUCUGCGGCAAGGGCUUCGCCACUGAGAGCAGCCUGCGCACACACACCACCAAGCACGCGGCGCUUAUCGGAGGUCCGAACGCCGUCAACUGCCCCAUGUGCCACAAGAUGUACCUGGGCGGCGCGGCACUCAUGGAGCACAUGAAACACGUGCACAAGGACCCGAACGCCUCGGGCGUGGCAGCCAAGCGGAGGACUCCGAACCACCCGUGUCCCGUGUGCGGCAAACAGUACGUCAACGAGGGCUCGCUUCGAAAGCACAUGGCCACGCACCCCGAGGCGGCGGGUCUGGCGUCGCCCCUGCGCAUGUGGCCCUGUUCCGUCUGCCAGGCCGUCUUUACACACGAGUCGGCGUUCCUGACUCACAUGGAUCACAUGCGGAUGGACCCGAAGCACCAGUUCGCCGCGCAGUACGUCCUCUCGCGCGCCGCCGCCGAGCGGCGAGAGCGCGAAACGCUGUUUGCCGCGGCGGCGGCGGCGGCAGCCUCCUCCUCCAUGGGCAUGAACAGCCACAUGUUCCCGGGCAUGUCCAUGUCGGGCAUGAGCACGGUAGGGUCGUCGCUGAUGACGAACGUGUCGGCCGCCUCGCCGUCGGCGCAUUCCGACUCGUCGUCGCGCAUCUCGACGCCGGCCGAGGCCAACGACAACAUGCGCGCCAUGAUUCAGCAGACGCAGGCCGAGCUGGUCAAGUCGACGCUGAACUCGCAGGCGGAGAGCGCGCGCUCGCUGGACGUGCUGCGUUCGCUCAGCUCGCAGGCGGAGACCAUGAUGGGUCAGUCGGAGCUGCGCAUGUUCCAGGCGGACCUGGCCAUCCGCUCGUCGCACGAGCUGUACGGCCAGCAGCCGCCGCCGCCGGCCGCCGAUCCGCUGGCCGACCCGUUCCGCCUGCAGGAGAGCCUGCGUCUGCACCACGACCCGCGGUCAGCGCUCGGCUUCCUGCAGACUUCGCAGCACAACUGA